AUGGACUCUUCGAUCCAUGGUAUAGGCCUCGUCCAGCUUGUCGACUGCGAUCCGCGACCUACCUUUAUCGCUGCCCUCUCUCCACCUGGGGGGUCGCCUGCCCGCGACAUAGCAUACAGAAACGUCGCCCUCGAGAUCGACACCACCCUUCUGGCUAGCAUCCUGCAGAUUCCGCACCACGAGACUCACGCGCCCUUCUGGACCUGGGUCACCACCCCAAAGGACCCAGACCAUGUGAUCCACGGCCCCGGCGACCGCCUGUCCUACCUGGGCGUCUGGUGGACCAGGAGCAUCAUCCGGGGUCUCUGGGCCGUCGUCAACGCAAACGACACACCGCCGCCCACCGAGCCGCCCAGGAGGAACAGGAGCCUCGAGGCCAUCUACGAGGUUGGCAUAGCCGCCGACUCUCUCCACCCGGGGGCGGCUGACGAGAACCAUGCCUCCGAGAAGCCUACCGACGCAGACGACGAGAAGUUCCACGUCGAACCGGACCCGGGCCUCAUGCUGCCCGACUUCGGCACCGACACCGAGCCCUUCCUCCACGUCAUACAGAGCGUCAACUGGGAGGAGCAUGCGCUCGGCCCCAUCGACGACUGGCCGGUGCGUCUGCACCAGGCCUUCAACCAGACCAUCCCCGACUCGAGAGCCAUUGCCAUCUACUGGGGGCCCGAGUACCGGGCCAUAUACAACGAGUCCUUCUCCAGGAUCUGCGGCUCCAACCAUCCGGGUCUGCUGGGCGAGUCCGUCCUCAAGGCGUGGCCGCAGCUCGAGGAGAGCCUCGAUACCCUGUGGCGGGCGCCGCCGCACCUGCGCCCUAAGAAGAUCGAGGACGAGUCCAGGUUCUUUGUUCAAAAGGCCGACGGCACCUGCGAGGAGACCUACAUCCGCUGGUCUCUCAGUCCCAUCGUCGAGAACCGCAAGUGCGUCGGCAUGACGCACUCCCUCCUGGACACCACCUCGAUGCGCCUCUGGGAGAGGAGGAUGAAGAUGCUCGUCGACCUCGGCGAUAACCUCAUCACCGCCCGCGACGUCAACUCGUACUGGACCAUGAUCCUCCAGCAGCUCGAGCGGUGGAGCCCCUCGUACGACGUGCCGCUCGCCUUCAUAUACUCGGUCAACGAGGACGACGACACCGCUUCCAGCGGGUCCCGGUACGACUGCCCCAGGACCUGCCGCCUGGCUGGCUCCCUGGGCGUCCCCCCGAACCACCCGCUUGCGCCGCCCACGCUCGACCUCGGAGACACGGACCAGGGGCUGGCAUCCAGGUUCCGUGAGGCCCUCAAGACCCAGGUGGCCCUCCUCAUCCAGACAAAGGACGGCGGCCUGCCCGAGGAGCUCUUUGGCGGUCUACAGUGGCGCGGGUUCGGCGACCCGUGCCAGGCGGCCGUCAUCCUGCCCAUCCGCCCCACCAAAGACGAGAACAUCAUGGGCGUCCUCUUCCUCGGCCUGAACCCCCGCCGCCCGUACGACAACGACUACAGGCAGUUCAUCUCGCUCCUGAACCAGAAGCUCACGAGCUCGCUCGCCUCGACAGUCCUCCUCGAGGAGGAGGCCCGCCGGGGCCGCAACGCCGCCGCCCAGGCCGAGUACGACACGGCCAUGCUGCAGAAGAAGCUCGCCUUCCAGACGGAGCAGGCCAACCAGUCGAUCCAGAACUUCAAGGCUGUCGCCGAGUUCAUCCCCGUGGGCAUGUCUUUCAUCGAUAACCAGGGCAACGUGACGUUUGCCAACGACGCCUGGUACCGCCUGACCGGUUACCCCAUGAGCCGCAUCGACCAGCUCGCCCUGCUCGAGUGCGUCCUCCCCGAGGACAAGCCCAAGGUCCAGGAGGCCUACGAGAAGCUCAAGGUCCAGGACGUCGUGACGUUCGAGUUCCGCAUCCCCAGAGAGAACAUAGAGGGUGAUGGCCGCGCCGCGCGGUCGUCCGUGCCCGGAUCCGGCACCGCCUACGACCCGCGCGUGGGGCGGCACAUACUGGCGUCGUCCAAGGCAGAGCGUGAGACCGACGGCAGCAUCGCGAGGAUGCUCACCUGCCUCAUGGAUGUGACGAAACAGAAGGACACGGCCGAGGAGGCUGUCAGGCGCGCGCAGGAGGCGGAGAAUCUGAAGCGUCUGGCCGAGUUCGCCACGGUGGGCAUGUACGACAUCAGCCUAGACGGGCGGGUGCUGAGCGCCAACAAAUCUUUCUGGGACCUGAGCGGCCUGGACAAGGUGGACCUGACGACGGCCAUUGUCGAGCCCUUCCAGACGAGUGUCGUCGAGGAGGACCUUCCCAUGCUGCUCGCCAAGCUAGAGGAGCUGAAGCAGACGCGGAAGCCCCAGAGCGCCGAGAUCAGGCUCAAGACGACGUGGACGGCCGAAGACUCGGCGGGCAACACCAUCGCUGCCGCCCGCUCCGUGCUGGCCACCUUUAUGCCGGUGACGAGCUCCGAUGGCGUGCUGCAGUCGUUCACGGGCUGCAUCAGCGACGUAUCACUGCAGAAGUGGCAGCUCGAGCGCGAGAGGAGGCGCAAGGAGGAGGCCAUCGAAUCGAAGCGCCAGCAGGAGAACUUCAUCGACAUGACGUCGCACGAGAUGCGCAACCCCCUCAGCGCCAUCAUCCACUGCACCGACGCAAUCAUUGCAUCGCUGUCCAUGAUUGGCGACAUGGCGUCGACGGGCAUACGACCCAAGGCACCGAUGCCCCUGACAGAGCUAGCAGCAGGGUCGGGGACGGAGCGACCGGAGACGCCGCAGACGCGGUGGCAGUCGAUGUCCGACGAGCUCCUGGAACUGCGUCGGACCCGGCUGGCGGCGCGCAAGCUCAUCCGCGACGCCAUCGACCAUGCCGAGACGAUUGAGACGUGCGCUCAGCACCAGAAGCGCAUAGUGGACGACAUCCUGACCAUGUCGAAGCUGGAUUCGAAGCUGCUGGCCGUGACACCCUGCACGGUGAACCCCAUCACCAUCGUGCAGGACGCGCUCAAGAUGUUCGAGGUGGAGGCGCGGCGGGUGGACAUCGCGCUCACCUGGGAGGUGGACGAGUCGUACACGGCCCUCGGGCACGAGUACCUCGACUUCGACCCGUCGCGCGUCAAGCAGGUGCUCAUCAACCUGCUGACCAACGCGCUCAAGUUCACAAAGUCGGGCAAGGUGCGCAACGUGGGCAUCAGCAUCAAGGGGUCCCGACACCCGCCCGGGCGAGACCUGGCGGCCGUCGACUUCAUCCCCCGCUUCAUGGACCUGGCCGACGAGUACGAGCAGCCGGCUCUCAAGGACCGCAAGGACCCGGUGUACCUCCUCUUCGAGGUGACGGACACGGGUCAGGGGCUCAGCCCAGAGGAGAAGGGCAGCCUGUUCAACAAGUUCGUGCAGGCGAGCGCCAAGACGCACGUCAAGUACGGGGGGUCCGGACUGGGCCUCUUCAUCUCGCGACGCCUCACAGAGCUCCAGCACGGCGCCAUCGGCGUGUCCAGCCAGCAGGGCGUCGGGUCGACGUUUGCCUUUUACAUUGGCGCGUACGUGCCCAGCGACCGGGCGCGCGUCGAGGCCGAGGAGGCCGCCCAGGCGGCCCUGCAGGUGCACAACGGCCUGCACGGCGGCGGCUCAGGCAGUCCGGGCGGCCCGGGAAGCCACCCGUCAUCGCCGACGUCAGCAAACGGGCGGCUGUCAAUGGACGGCUCGGCCGACGGAACCAGGUCGGGGGGGUACCCUGCUGUUCCGCGCGUGGACGGCAUCCUCAUCGUAGAGGACAACUUGAUCAACCAGCACAUUACGCGUCGAGGUCUCGCAGGGAGAGGGUACGCAGUCGACGUGGCGAAUCACGGCAUCGAAGCUCUAGAGAAGCUUCAGAGGCCGACUACAGCUACCGCCACCGCAACCUCCACCGUCACCAUAGAUGGCACUUCAGAUGCGAACGGAGAGCAGCAUCAUCCGGAACGCAGAAUCGCAACGACGCAAGACGCAGCAGAUGCAUCAUCUACACCGUCCGCAGAAGGCGAAGACGACGACGACGAGAGGAAAAGCAGCACGUCAUCGUCAGCGGAGCACAAGGACCCCGUCCCCAUCAACCUGGUCCUCAUGGACGUGGAGAUGCCGGUGCAGGACGGGCUGACGUGCACGCGGCAGAUACGCAACCUGGAGGCCCAUGGUGCCGUGUUCUGCGCCUCGGGCGGCCGGCUGCCGAUCAUCGCCGUCACGGCAAACGCCAGGCCAGAGCAGGUGUCUGAGGCCAAGCUGGCGGGGUGCGACGACGUGCUGGUCAAACCGUACAGGAUCCCAGAGCUGAUUGACAAGAUGCAGACUGUUACCAGGAGGCUCAAAGAGCAGGGAUUCUGA
Molecule: messenger RNA, 4317 nt
Organism: Geosmithia morbida
Lineage: Eukaryota; Fungi; Ascomycota; Sordariomycetes; Hypocreales; Bionectriaceae
Product: Signal transduction histidine kinase
Exons: 1
Coding region: 1-4317 (1438 amino acids)
Biological process (GO): phosphorelay signal transduction system; phosphorylation
Molecular function (GO): phosphorelay sensor kinase activity
Source: RefSeq, a predicted model, not a curated record